AUUGAUUCAUCGCCGUAUGGAUCUGCUUAUCAUCUGUCGCCUCCACCAGACACAAGCUGGCGAAGUUGUGGGCUACCCAAGAUGCACCGCUAUCUGUUUAAUGGCUUAUCAUUGUCUCGGGUACACUCUGAUCCAUCCCUGCACAUGAAUGCAAUGGGAAAUGCCAGUGACAAUUACGCACAGCAACCCAUGACUCCACCUUCACAUCGACAGAUGGUUGAACUGGUUGGUGAUAAUGCUGGCGACAACCUACAGAUGAACUACUGGGAUUCUAAAAAAGUUAGUCCAUCUCGACCAAAGUCGUGUGAAGUUCCGAACAUUAACAUUUAUCCAAGUCAAGAACAUGACUGCAACAAUUCCCCAACUCUAGUAUUGUCUGUAAACUCUAACAACACAGGAUCGUUACCUGACCUUUCUGUGCUGCAGUUUCCCUCUCCUCUGGCUACUCCUCUUGACCAAGAAGAUCCUUACAAUAAUGUCAACACAGGCACGCCAGUUAGCCUAAGUCCUACUAGUCCACACCACAUGCCACUUGGCCAACAAAGCCCUCAAAGCCCUGGCCAGCGUCGGAGACAAACUUCCGGCAUACCCAGUCCUUUGGUUCUCAAUCAGAUAGGAGGGCCGUCAUCUCCAGCUGGAGUCACAGGUAUGGACCCUUGCAUGCAGCAGCAGUACAUGUGCUUACUACAGCAGCAACAGCAGCAGGUGGAACAGCAACGGAUGAGGCACCAGGCCACUCAUCCCCUUACCAGCCAACCCUAUACCACUCCGGACUCUCCCUUGUUCACAGCUCAUCACCAUUCAGAUCACCAUCAUCAGAACACAGAACAGACCUCAGCAUCAAAUAUUCAUCAGCACACAUCGCCUACGACGACAUCAACUUCCCACAGUAAUUUCACGUACAGUCUCCCCCAGCUGCAAAAUGCACCCUUCACACAACAAAUGCAGCAACUUACAAGUCAGCAGCAGCUUACGAACCAACAGCAACAGCACAUGAAUCAGCAACAACAGCACAUUAACCAACAGCAGCAACAAGAUAUCAAUCAACAACAGCACAUCAGCCAGCAAGAUGUGUCCAUGACCCAGUAUCGAAACAGUGUCUCAGAUUGUAACUGCCAGUCACCAACCUCGCCACAUUCUACUUCAUCAUAUAGCCCUGUCCAGUCGCCAGGAGUGGGGCCCAACAACCAAGUGGCUGACGCUGCAUUUAGUGAUUCUUACUAUAUCCAACAGCAGCAACAGACUAGCACACUGCAGCAUCAGUUUGAACAGUUCAACAUGGCAGCCUUUUUGGCAAUGUCCAGUUCUGAUGACUUCUUUCAGCCCCACUUUUUGGGGCCUAUUGAUGUGAUGGCUAGUGGUCAUUGUAACAGCCAGACCACCAUGUCAUCAGCAAAUAACCACCAUAUGAGUCAGCAUAAUUCUCUGUCCUCACCAACCAGCAGCAGUAUACCGGACAUCAUUCUCACAGGUGCAGAUGACAUGUACAGACUGCCUCUUGACUUUGCUAGAGAUUUGGGAAAUGCCAUCACAGGCUUAACAGACAGCUUUGACGCAGAUUUUCUGACCAAUGAUGAAGCAUUCAAAGCUGGGCUUGAUCCUUUAGACUUGGAAGAGAUUCAGAUGCUGACUGAUGCCAGUUUAGUGGCCGACCCGGCUAUUGAAGAUUCGUUCAAAUUGGACAGAUUGUAA
Messenger RNA from Candidula unifasciata, 1692 nucleotides. NCBI's taxonomy places the organism in Eukaryota, Metazoa, Mollusca, Gastropoda, Stylommatophora, Geomitridae. The record is from the annotation of a GenBank genome assembly.